Messenger RNA from Vespa mandarinia (Asian giant hornet), 1936 nucleotides. RefSeq lists its product as uncharacterized. Lineage: Eukaryota; Metazoa; Arthropoda; Insecta; Hymenoptera; Vespidae. The record is from RefSeq and is a predicted model, not a curated record.
AUGUACAUACAUACAUACUUACAUGUAAUAGAAAAGAGAUUAUUCUAAUUAGACCGUUUUAACUUAGGACGGAUCAUAAUCCUUAAGACUUUGCAAAUAUUAUCGACCUGUAAAUCCUUUAAAUACGACUAUCGUAAUGAAAAUUUAAUCAUUUGAUAGAGUCAUGUCACGACAAUCGGUAGUUCUAUCGUUUCUUUUUUGUUUUUUAUUCGUUACGUUGAACAGCGUAACGUCUAAAGUACUUCCCCCAUCGUUAUGGACAAGCUAUCCUUCAAAAUCAGUUUAUUCGAGAUCACUUGGACCACCUGUACCUGGGUAUAGUACAAUAAACGUACCGUAUAUGUCCAAAUCACCACUUUUUCCUAAAUUCGUUGAUCCGAAAGCUAUGAUCUCUAAAAAGACUGAUUUAUUGAACAAUCUUUUUGGUGGAAUGGGUACGAUUCCCUGGACUGCAGAUAGCUCCAAAUUGUUACCAAAUAGUCCUUUUCAAUAUCUUACGGCGGACGAACAAAGUGAUUUCCCUGAGACGAAAAUGAAUGACAUUGUUCAAUUGUACGAAAUUUCGAAAUCUAAAUCUACUUUACCGUCGCAAGAAGCUAAGAGAAGCCUGACUUUGUUCGCCAACGAUCCAGAAUCUCCAUUGAAAAAUACAGUGUCGAAUGAUAAAACCGAGCUAAAAGAUUUUAAUUUGUUAAAGAACGAUGACAAUUCAAAUCCCGAGGAUAGUCAAACGCCUGAAAAAGAGAGCAAUCCUAAUGUGAUAAAGGAAUAUCUCCCAGGAAUGUUUCCUCCUGUUGCAAUGGAUCCGUCGAUGUUCAUUGAAAAAAAAUAUUCCUUUUUGGACACGCUAUUUAAAAAUCUUCCAACGAGUACCACUGUUCCUAGUUUUACCGAACCAACACCAAAAAGUACCAUCGUACCACCUGAAUUUUGGAUUCCGAACUCUCUGGUCGUUAGUCCAACGGAAUAUAAUGAAAAAGUAUCGACGUUCUUGGAUAAAUUAUUCGAGAAUUUAACAUUAAACAAGACUGAAGCUGAGAAUGAAACAUCUUCAGUUUCUGGAACAAGAGCAGCAAGAUCAAUCGAGGAUGUAUCUUCUAUCAUCGCUGCUAAAGACGCUUUCGUAAAUACGAUACUAUUGCAAUUAAGUGUUUUAAAGAAUGAAAUGAUCUCGGUUCUAAACGAUACGCUGACUUAUCAAAAAUCCUCAAGCGUACCUUCUCCAAUAUCAAAGAAACCAUUUCUACCAGGUAUGUGGAUGAAGCCAACAGUGGACGCGAUGUUACCUUUGAAACAAAAAAUGGCAUUUCUUGAUCAAAUGUUCGACAUGUUGCUCGAUUUACAAAAGAAUGUAUCUGCAAAUAUUCUAGAAACCGUAAAGUCUGAACUGAAUGUACAAGGUGACGUUCAAUCGUUAAAUUUAACCGACGAAUCUUUGACAAGUACUGACGAUAACUUGUUAAAUGAGCUUCUUUUAAAUACCAUUAAGCAAAAUUUGGCACAAAGUGUUCAAUAUCCAGCAGUUGCUUCUAAAGAUGCUGUCAAAAAAGUAGCUCGAUCAUCGCCGAACACAACAUCAUUUUGGGUUGCUUAUCCGGAGAGUACUCAUACCGUUGCUAAACGACACGCUCCUGAAAAUAAUUUUCAAUAUCCUUUACAAAGAGGAAAUAAAUUUAAUUAUUCAAACGACAAAUUGGAUCCGAGCCAAUCCGCGGAAAUGUUACAGAAAUAUGACAAGGGAGAUACACACUUUGAUUAUGAUAUCGAUGGGCAAAGAGAGAAUAUAGAGAAAUUUAAAAGAUAUGUUAAGUGGAUGAAAUAUAUUAUGAACGAACACAAAGAAGGCAAGCAUCAUAAUCAACAUUAUUAUUAUUAAGUUGUUUUAAGAAUCUAUUAAUAUUAUUAUUAUUAUAUCUCAUAAUUCGAAAUACUAAGU